Amaranthus tricolor (Joseph's coat) is the source of this 2432-nucleotide messenger RNA. RefSeq names its product probable glycosyltransferase At3g07620. NCBI's taxonomy places the organism in Eukaryota, Viridiplantae, Streptophyta, Magnoliopsida, Caryophyllales, Amaranthaceae. Bases 290 to 2200 code for a protein of 636 amino acids. The record is from RefSeq and is a predicted model, not a curated record. The transcript has 5 exons. Gene Ontology annotation, molecular function: glycosyltransferase activity.
GUAAGAGAUUGCGAAAAAAAUUAUCAAUUUUAGUAGCUUAACACAUUUAAUUUCUCUAUAGUUUAUAGCAAAAAAAUGGAACUCUCUGCAUUUCUAAAUAAUUGUACUUCAUUUUCUUCAACUUCUUUAGUUUUUGCACCAUCAUUCCUGGAAUUCUCUUUCCAACUUGCUUGGUAGAGUGAACUGGGCGUUGGCAAUUUUACUUCUUUUGCUUGGAAAUGUGAAGUAAUUAGAUACCCAUAUGAAAAUACCCUAAAUUAGAGUUGAAGUUUUGAUUUUUGUUCUGGGUAUGGAGUAUUAUGCUAAAUUCAAGAAGCUAUGUCAAAUUGAAGCAAGGAGGAAUAUUUUAAUACUGUGUAUUGUUGCUAUUACAUGUUUGAUGCUUCAGUACUUUAUGCUUCCUUAUGGAAAUGCACUGAAGUCUUUACUUCCAAAUAAUGGAGCUCACUCUAGUGUCAAAAGUGGCUUUAACUUAAUCCAAUCAUUGGUAAAAUCAGAAAAUGAGAGUGAGAUCAAUCCUUCAAUUCUUGUCGGAGCCGUAGAAAAAGAUGAUGAUAGUAAGGAUUAUAACUUUAGACAGAAUAACAACUUAUUGGUAAUUAAUGUAGAUAGAAUUAUAGAUAAUAAUAUCACAUCUGAAGGCGAAGCCCAGGAUGAACCUCUUGAACUUGAUAAGAUGUUAGGACCUAAAUUUUUAGAUGAUGUCUCGGUAAAUAGUUCUAGGGUAGAAUUGAGUAAUACUCGUAGAAUUGAGCAGAUGGUUGAACCUGAACAUCAAACAUUGCGCAACAACAGUUUGCAUUUGAAUGACGGUUUUAGUAUUGAUGAGAGUGAGAAUGUGGAGAGUUGGAACCAAGCAAAUCUAGUACAAUUUGAGGAUUUGAGGGAGCUCCCAGACACUGAAUUUACCUUGUUAAGGAAUGAUUCGAAGAUUAUGCGUACUCGAAGAAGAAAAAAAGGGAGACCUGGGCCGCCGACCAUAGUAAUACCCAUUGAUAGGAUAAACAAAAUGGUAUCUCAACACUUUUCUUCUUCAAUUAAAUUGAAACCUCAGUUGCUGUCUCUUAAGGAUCGUGACAAGGAAAUUUAUGAUGCAAAGUUGAAGAUUCUGAAUUCUGCUGCGCCAAAUGUUGUCAAAGAACUUUAUGCUCCUGUUUUCAGAAAUGUUUCUGUGUUUAUGAGGAGCUACGAAUUAAUGGAGAAAACAUUAAGAGUUUAUGUUUAUAAAGAUGGGAAAAAACCCAUAUUUCAUCAACCAUUACUGAAAGGACUAUAUGCUUCAGAGGGAUGGUUCAUGAAACUCAUGGAGGGAAACAAGCACUAUGUUGUGAAAAACCCAAAAAAGGCACACCUAUUUUAUAUGCCUUUGAGCUCAAAGAUGCUGGAGUAUACUCUGUAUGUGCCAAACUCUCAUAACCGUACGAAGUUGAUGCAAUGUGUUAAAGAUUAUAGUUUACAAAUUGCAGCUAGAUAUCCAUUCUGGAACCGAACCGGGGGAGCAGAUCACUUUGUUGUUGCAUGCCAUGACUGGGCCCCAUAUGAAACAAGGCAGUAUAUGAAGAACAGCAUCAAAGCUCUUUGCAACGCUGAUAUAACCAUAGGAUUCAAAAUAGGAAGGGAUGUAUCGCUGCCAGAAACAUUAGUCCGCAUUGUGAAAAAUCCUACAAGAGAUAUUGGAGGAAAACAGCCAUCGUAUAGGAACAUUCUGGCCUUCUAUGCUGGAAACAGCCAUGGGUAUCUCCGUCCAAUCCUGUUAAGACAUUGGAAGGACAAGGACCCUGAUAUGAGAAUAUAUGGUGUAUUGCCCAUAAGUAUAUCUAAACGGACGAGCUAUAUCCAGCACAUGAAGAGUAGCAAGUAUUGCUUAUGCCCUAAGGGUCACGAGGUCAAUAGCCCAAGAGUCGUGGAGGCCAUCUUAUACGAAUGUGUGCCCGUGAUAAUAUCAGACAAUUUUGUGCCUCCCUUUUUCGAGAUCUUGAACUGGGAGGCAUUCUCGAUCAUUAUAGCAGAGAAAGACAUUCCAAAGUUGAAAACGAUAUUGACAUCAAUACCAGAAGAGAAGUAUAUGAAGUUGCAAUACGCAGUGAGAAGAGUACAGAAGCAUUUCCUCUGGCAUGCUCGGCCUAAGAAAUACGACAUUUUUCAUAUGAUUCUUCAUUCUAUUUGGUAUAGCAGAGUAUUUCAGAUCCCAAGCCGAUAAAAAAUCAUGAUGGGUUCAAAGGAAUUUUUUCGUCUAUGUUCUUUAAAUCUUAAAAGAAUAAAAGAAAGUUUACAUGAUAAUUCGGUGUUAGUAACUUUUCUACAUGGUUUUGGACAUAGUUUUAAAAUUAUUUUUUUUUAGUAAUCUAAUAAUAGCAAGUAUUUCCCAAUUAUUAUAUUUGAUUGUUAAAUAAAAAUACUUACUAUUUUAAUAUAUGUUAAGAUUAUCGCAC